Messenger RNA from Pelmatolapia mariae (spotted tilapia), 2746 nucleotides. RefSeq names its product F-box and leucine-rich repeat protein 18 (gene fbxl18). Gene Ontology annotation, molecular function: protein binding. Gene Ontology annotation, cellular component: SCF ubiquitin ligase complex. The transcript has 7 exons. Gene Ontology annotation, biological process: SCF-dependent proteasomal ubiquitin-dependent protein catabolic process. The record is from RefSeq and is a predicted model, not a curated record. Bases 103 to 2295 code for a protein of 730 amino acids. NCBI's taxonomy places the organism in Eukaryota, Metazoa, Chordata, Actinopteri, Cichliformes, Cichlidae.
GUGCAGCUAACGGUAACAUAAACGUUCAGCCGCCUGUGGUUUCACGCAGCAGGUUCACGGAACAUGAAGCUCCAGCUGGGUGGAUGAGCCUUUUUUAAAAACAUGAGUGGGGAUGUGUGCGGAGUUUCAGACGACAUGGAUUACCAGAUUUUACAGGCUGUGUGCGAUGAGGAUACCUUGUCUUCUUCCUCCGUGGGGAUGUCAGAUUUGUCUGAUGAAAUCCUGCUGUGCAUCCUCCGCCAUAUUCCGGUGUGUGACCUGCUGCUGAAUGUGGCAAAUGUCUGCCAGAAGCUUAACACGCUGUGCCAUGACAAGACCCUGCUCACAAAUGUCAGCCUGUCUGAGGAGUAUUGGGCUGACGAUGCAUUGGUUCGACGCAUACUAAAGCAGCUGGCCAAUCAUGUGCAGUCUCUGAGCCUGAAUGGCUGCUACUGGCUAUCUGGCUCCACCAUGGAGCACAUCGCACGCUGCAGAGGAGUGACGCACCUAGAUGUCACCGGUUGUCGCAUCACUUCACUUCGCCUGUCCCGUCUGCUCUCCUCCCUCGCUUUCCUCAAAUCCCUCGCUUUUGACGUGACACCAGGCUUCAACUCUGCUCAGCUCAGCUCAGAGGCGGUGGAUGCACUGAGCCGCCUGUCGGAGCUUAGGCAGAUGCUGUUGACACCAAGCUACGGUGUAGUGCCAUGCUGUGCCCAACUCCGCAAGCUGAUGUUGCAGUUUGACAUCCCAGAUGUGACCAAAGAGGGUGUCGGCGUUUGCUGUCAGUUAAUGGUUGGUCAGAGCAGUGUGCCACAUUACAAACAGCUUGAGGAGUUCACUGCCAGGUUGGCUCCAGGAGAGGUAAACCAGACCCUGCUCCUCCUUUACCUGGCAGUGUUCAGCGUUAACGUUCCGAAGCAUCUCAGAGUUUUCCUUGUGUCCAUCCCCGGUCCAAACCCGGCUCCCUGGCCUGCUGCUCCCUCAGUGGCUCAGAGCUUGGGUGAGCGGGGCGACCUGGUUGCCCUGCAGCUCCCUCGGUCAUGGCUGGACUCUGCAUCGCUAAAGCAAGCUCUGGAAGGAAACAGCCCCAAACACCUUAGCUUCAGCCGAUGCCCGGCAUUGUGGCCACAGGUGUUCCAGUCGUUGUUGAACAGUGGUGUAAGAGACGCCGCACAGCUGGUUAGUCUGAAUCUGAGCGGGAUCAACCACGUUCCUUACUCGGAGUGCAGGAUUGUGGAAGAUCAGCUGGCUGCUGGGACAAUGAGCCAGCUGGCAGACAGCUGUUCCAACAUUAAAUACCUAAACUUGAUGCACACACAUUAUCAUCAUGAAAACUCACCUGGACUGGAAGGGGAAACCCACCUGUGUGCCAGCUUGGCCAAAUUCAGACACCUGCUCUCCCUCACUCUCCCUGCCUGCGCCCUGUCAGACGGUUUAAAUACAAAUCACACGCAAAUGCAGAACACUCAUCCCUCUCCGCUUUUCCAGGGAUUGAAGAAGGUUCCUCGUGUGGGCCUCCAGAAUUACAAGCCUGACUCAGAGUCCUCUGUGUCAGGGGACAGCACAUCGGGGCUCGCUUUGCUCUUAGCUGGCUGCCUUUUUUUAGAGACCUUUGAACUUAUCGGUCCAGGUUUUGCUUCCACACUGCCUCGGCUUGAGCCGUGCACUCGUGCAAGCGUGGAGCCUCGUGGCAUGUGCGCUUGGGCACGAGGAAUUGGAGACGCACAUUUGGCGGUGCUUGAGGCUUUGCCUCGAUUGCGUCGCCUGACUCUGGCUGGUCUUCCUGGAGUUCUUAGGGGAACGGGACUGGUACAGCUGGCAAAGCAGUGCAGAGACCUGCAAGUAUUAUCCCUCGCCAAUCUGGGUUCGCUGAAAACCAUGAAUUACACCGCUGCCUUGCUGGACACACUUAAACAGUGCACGCAGCUACAGGAGCUCAGGUUGGAGCAGCCCUACCUGAAUGCGAACGCGUCGUUCUUCGAGGCUUUGUCCUGCUGCUCCCGACUGCAGCGCGUCUGCCUUAUCUCACGCUGUGGCACUUUUGACCCAUCAGCCACAGAAACUUUCAUGGAGCGGUGCUGCCAUGUCGUCAUGUGCCACAUGUUCAUGGGCGGCACCUUAGUGACGUGUCGCACGCUGCAGAAAGCUCUGCUGGACAGGUUCUCAGCAGAGCGCCCGGCACUCAGUGUGGUCAUCUAUCCGUUACAACACGAAGACCUACCCUCGGUCAUCAGAGAUAUCCCAUUAACACUGCUGGACCGGAUCACUUUGUUUCAGAGCCACGUGGCUCAACCACCACAUUUAUCACCAUUGUGACCUCAUCAGGAUGCUUUAGUGUGAUUGGUGCUCAGCAGUUGAGGUGCUCUCAUCAUUUUACUUUCUUUUUUUUUUUCUCUUGCAUGAAAUAAAAUCCACAAAUGAUGCCGAGACUGAAUGUCAUCAGCACCAUUUCUGUUUGUGUGCUCCAUAAACGACAGUUUCACGCUGCUGUCCGAGAGUACAUCAGCCACGAUUGUUUACAUUUACACCGGUGAUCAUCUUUCCAAGGGAAAUAGACUCACUCAGGCUCACGGUUCGUUCCAGGAUGUUUCAGGCGCACUGCGGCUCUGUGACGGUUGUGGCUUCUCUAUCACAAAUCAUUACAGUUCCUUUAAAAUGAAGUGCCAAAAUGGAUUUUAGGAUGCAUUUGUAUUUUAAACUUUGUACCAAAUAUCAUAAUAAAGUCUGUAUAAAUAAUUUUUAAUCCUUCCCUUGUGUGCUGCUCUUC